CUAGCAUACGACGAAACUACCGGCAAUUUAUCUGCCUUCAACAAUUAUUUAAGCCUAUCCUGUGGCACGUCUGCUAGCACAAGCCCUUGCAAGACACUUUCUGUGCUUCCAUAAAUCUCAAACACACGAGAGAAAUCCAAAGGGCAAUAGCCACCUACUCUUAGCACCGGCAUUUUGACAGCGGUCCGGAAGACGCGAUGCAUCAAUGCAAGCUAGGUCUACCUGUUGCCUGUGUUGUCAUGGUUCUACUCCAACUUGUGACGUCGGAGUCGUCUUUGUUUGGACGCUUGCGUAGAGAUAACGAAGUAAACGAGGGUGGGAUGAAACAUGAUGGCAUGUGUCCCGACCCGGGCAACAGAUACGCGAGUUUAACAUGCCCGGAUGGUUGUCGAAUUGAACUUGCUGAUUACGACUGUGGGAUUUAUGAAAAAUGCUGCCCUACCCUUUGUAGCGACUCAAGCUUCGCGUGCAUGGAAACAGAAACAAAUGGAGACUUUGCUUCGAUGGGGUUCCGUUGAAACUU
Molecule: messenger RNA, 523 nt
Organism: Asterias rubens (European starfish)
Lineage: Eukaryota; Metazoa; Echinodermata; Asteroidea; Forcipulatida; Asteriidae
Exons: 2
Coding region: 198-518 (106 amino acids)
Source: RefSeq, a predicted model, not a curated record